Pelodiscus sinensis (Chinese soft-shelled turtle) is the source of this 1086-nucleotide messenger RNA. NCBI's taxonomy places the organism in Eukaryota, Metazoa, Chordata, Testudines, Trionychidae. The record is from RefSeq and is a predicted model, not a curated record.
AUGCUGGUUCUCACAGUGGAGAAGGGAAGUGCCAGGACCUACACCUGUGUGUACUGGACAGAGGGACCCAAUGGACCGGUCUCUGAGCACAGCAACUCCGUCUCCAUCUCCAUAGCAGAUCCCCUUCCUCCGCCAGUGCUGAGCUUGGAUCCCACAUCUGGAGCGGUGGGUGAAGGGCUCCCCCUGGUCAUCACCUGCACAGCCCCCAAGGGUGGAGAUGAGGUGGCUCCCAGCAUCGCAGGCUCUGAGAUCGAUGUGGCGGAGCCCAGGAAUGUCUCUGUCAAUGUGACUGUGACCCGCGGUCCCAGCCACGUGAUUCAAUUCACCUGUGGGAAGAAGGAGAACGGGGGCUGGAGCCCGUCCCCCACGGGCCAGGCCGUGAACGUCACUGUGGAUGAUGCUAACACAGCCACAGCUGCAUCCCCUCUUUCCGUUAUCCUGCUGCCAGUCGUCGGCGGUGUCCUGCUUCUGCUCGGACUCCUGGCUGCCCUCCUGUGGUGGGGCUGGAGGAAGAAAAGAGUUGUAAAGCCUGCGGCGGGCCCUGAGCCAUCCGAGCCCAGAGAACACCCCAGGAACAGGGAUCCCAGGCGUCAGAAGAAGCGACCAGAAGCCGCACAGAUGGACCAGCAGGGCUCGGAAGUCGCCUACGCACACAUAGAGUUGUCUGCCUCGAACGCUCAUGCGACAAAGUCGAAAACCAGAGCCAGGCCUGCUGAUGAGGCGCGGGUGCUGUACAGCGAGGUGGCAACCAAACCCACCCACAAGGCACCCAAAUGAGGAGGGGAAGCCCUCUCUGUGUUCCUACACAUCCUCUUCCCCUGCGCCCAGGAUCUGUAUCCUUCCCCCUUUGUAUCUCUAUAGCCCUGGUAUGACCCAAGUCACUGCUGUCAGCCUGUUUAGCCAGCCAGUAUCCUGUGCAAUAUUAUAGAAAACUGGGGAGCCCCUGGCCAUGACUGUCACUGUGUGGUGUGUGCAUGGGGCAUGUCGAAAGAGUUUGUAUCUGCGUGGUGGAAAUGCACAAUGCAGGCAGUUGCUAACGUAGCCAGCCCUACCCCAAAGAGUGCGGAUUCCUGUGUCUGCCUUGGU